Morus notabilis is the source of this 1069-nucleotide messenger RNA. Its product is annotated as NAP1-related protein 1. NCBI's taxonomy places the organism in Eukaryota, Viridiplantae, Streptophyta, Magnoliopsida, Rosales, Moraceae. The coding region runs from base 140 to 934 and encodes 264 amino acids. The record is from RefSeq and is a predicted model, not a curated record. Gene Ontology annotation, cellular component: chromatin; nucleus. Gene Ontology annotation, molecular function: chromatin binding; histone binding. The transcript has 10 exons. Gene Ontology annotation, biological process: nucleosome assembly.
UUUUGUUCUCUCUCACUGACACAGGCACACUCUCUCUUCCAAUUUCAUCCCCACGAAGAGAGAGAGAGAGAAGAGAGAGAGAGCUAGGGUUUUAGCGAAUCUGAAACUAGGGUUUUUGUCUGACGAGACGAAGAAGAAGAUGGUGGAAGACAAGGGCAAAAAGCCGAAGCUCUCCGACAAGAGCGAAGACCAGAACACCGACGCCAUCGACGAGAAGCUCGUCCUCUCCAUCGAGAAGUUGCAGGAGAUCCAAGAUGAGCUCGAAAAGAUUAACGAGGAGGCUAGUGAUAAAGUGUUGGAGGUGGAGCAGAAGUAUAAUGAGAUACGGAAGCCAGUCUAUGAUAAGCGGAAUGAUAUCACCAAAGCCAUUCCUGACUUUUGGUUAACUGCUUUUCUGAGUCAUCCUGCUCUUAGUGAGCUUUUGAGCGAUGAAGAUCAGAAGAUUUUCAAGCAUUUAACUUCCUUAGAAGUUGAGGAUUUCAAAGAUGUGAAAUCGGGUUACUCGAUCUCAUUUAACUUCAGCCCCAGUCCUUAUUUUGAGGAUACGAAGCUUACAAAGACUUAUACCUUCCAUGAUGAAGGAACAAAAAUUACAGCUACCCCAAUAAAGUGGAAAGAGGGAAUGGGCAUACCUAACGGAGUUAACCAUGAGAAGAAAGGGAACAAGAGGCCUCCGACUGAAGAAAGCUUUUUUAGUUGGUUUACUGAUACUCAUCAGAAAGAUGAGAUGGAUGAAAUCCACGACGAGAUUGCAGAUAUCAUAAAAGAAGAUUUAUGGCCGAAUCCUCUCACGUACUUCAACAAUGAUCCCGAUGAGGAGGACUUUGAUGAAGAAGCUAAUGAAGAGGGAAAGGAAGAUGAUGACUCCGAAGAGGAUACCGACGACCAAGAAGACGACGACGACGAAGAAGGUGAUGAGGAAGAUGGCAAGUGAAGUUGGUCAUCUGAGUGUUUGAUCUUUUGUCUCGUUCUUUUGCUGCUUUGGUAACAGCUUUAUGUAAAGUGGUACUAUCGUAGUGGUUGCCGAAGUAUCACCGGGUUAUAUUAGGGGAGGAUGACCGUCUUUUUA